GCUUUGAAUCAUCUGCGGGGCUGACUUUACAUGAUGUCAAAACACAAGACCAUGUGGCCAACUAUUAUGAUAAGAAGUUGAAGCACUGCCGCGUGAGAUUAUUUAAGAAUAUGCUAGGAAGCAGACUUAAGAUUUGGUUGCUGAAGCCUUUGCUGAUUUUUCCAAGUCAAAGAGGAAGCAGUUUGCAAGACAGAAUGAGUGAGAUUAAAAGACAACAGGAAGAAAAUAAACGGCAAGUUACUGAGCGGGAGCUGAAAUUACUGAAUCAAAAGAUAGACCGGUUACUUUCGCGACUAGACCACCACGAACCAGAACCUGCAGAAACAGAAGAUGAAGAGUGUAUCAUAUGCUUCAGCGGCAAGGCUUCCAUAGUAACACAACCUUGCGGACACCGUGUCGUCUGCCGCCGCUGCUUUAUCAAGACAAUCCAAGCCGCCAUAAGUCAACGCAGUCUGCCUUUAUGCUGCAUAGUUUGUCGAGCGCACGUCCACAAAUUGGUGAUGACCAAUGCAUUGACCACCGGGAACUUCAUGUCAGCUCCGUCUUCCCAAGUGUCACAGACACCUCCAUGUUUGAUGAUGUCAAAUCCACAAGCAUUGUUGCCGAAGUCACAGACUGUCUUGACUCCAAUUGUGCCAAAGAAGAAGAAAAAGACGACAAUACCGUUCUUUUCAUUUUUACGAAGGCUAAAAAAUAAACAUUCAAGAAGAAGGGGGACAUCUUGAUUUGUUUGCUUAUUAUGUAUAGUUGACUUGAGAUAUCUGAGAGAGGAAAGAAUUGCUUCUGGCUGGAAUGGUACAUUGAAAAAAAAAAAGUUACAUGACAUUGUUUAUGCCAAACAAUGCGCAUGAGACCUUCAAAUUGCAAAGGAGAAAAAAAAUGAUAAAAUCGUAAAAAUUACAGCAAUAUCACGUUAUCACCAAUUUCUAAUUUUUACCAACAAAAAAAAUUCACCAGUAUAUACAUACAUGUACUGUAUAAUCUAUAAGCAUGCAUUUCCAAAAUGGGGGUGACACAGAAUUGACAAACUUGGAAUUAAAGACAGUUUUAUAGAUUGUAAGUCUGUGAAAGGUAUUGGAUAUAAUAUGUCUUGCUGAUGAAGGAAAAAAUGUUGACCUGUCUAGAAAAAUUAAUUCUUGCAACGAUGUAAGGUCUUAUGCUCAUUGUGCACCUUAAAAAGGAGACUUGCCACAGUUGUUGAUUGGGAUUGGUAAUAGCUUAAAAUAUUAUGUUCUUGUGUCAUUCUUAUCUAUACUGGAAAAUUGUCUAUUCACUGUCACUUUUCCAAGGUGAAUCUGUAUAAAAUUGUAAAAAUUGUCUGUACUGUGAACUAAUUCUAAGUCUUUAUUUUUCUUCUUAGCCUAUUGUUUUUAUGGAAAUUAUUUAUUAAUUUUGAGUAGAAUGAAUUAAUAA
Lingula anatina is the source of this 1413-nucleotide messenger RNA. RefSeq lists its product as uncharacterized. The record is from RefSeq and is a predicted model, not a curated record. Lineage: Eukaryota; Metazoa; Brachiopoda; Lingulata; Lingulida; Lingulidae.